This is a messenger RNA of Colletotrichum chrysophilum, 4596 nucleotides long. RefSeq lists its product as uncharacterized. The record is from RefSeq and is a predicted model, not a curated record. The coding region runs from base 1 to 4596 and encodes 1531 amino acids. Gene Ontology annotation, biological process: mitotic chromosome condensation. Gene Ontology annotation, molecular function: protein binding; ATP binding; ATP hydrolysis activity. The transcript is spliced from 3 exons. Gene Ontology annotation, cellular component: chromosome. Lineage: Eukaryota; Fungi; Ascomycota; Sordariomycetes; Glomerellales; Glomerellaceae.
AUGUCAUCCCGACCGCGCCGUGCGACGCGCCGGCAGGCCAUCGUCGACUCUUCCGACGAUGAAGAUGUCGCCAACACCACCGUCAAGGUCGAAGACGAGGAAGACUUUGAGCCCGAACCUUCUAAGAGCCCAGUGCGACGACCGACCCGCGCCCGCAAGAGCGCCGCUGCUUCCGCAUCCGCAUCCACAUCUACUCCCACAACCACCGCCCCGCGCCGAAGAGGCAGACAAAAGAAGAAUGUCGAAGCUUCGGUCGUCGAGGAGCCUUCUGUGGUCGAGCCAACCCCAAAGACGGAGGAGCCUGAGAACGAGACGGUCCUCGCCGACGCUCCGUCGGUAGCCGACGAAACCAUUGUUUCCACCAUCGAGCCCACCGAGGUCUUUGACGCCAACCAGACUGCCGCAGCAAUGGAGCAGGAGAAUACCCCCAGGAAGCCUUCUCCUACCCCGAGGAAACCGCGCAAGAGCGCCGCUCCCAAGUCCGCCACUCCAGAGACUCCCAUGGCGAAGCCCAGGCCAGGUGCCUCACCGCAGCGCGAGUCGCCGCAGCGCCGUAGCGAGCCGCUCGCCGACAUCACGAACGCCAGUGUCAACGAGCAGGCGCCUGCCAUUUCUGAUGUGCCCGAGACACCAGCGACCGUCAAGCCGAUUCGCGCCAUGGACACCAUUAUGGAGAAGCCGAUGGACAUUGUGCUGAAGUCGCGCAAUCUCGCAGUCCCAGUUGUCGAGGACACGACUCCGAAGCCGCGACUUGUGAUUUCGUACCUGAUCUUGACCAACUUCAAGAGUUAUGCCGGACGACAGGAAGUCGGUCCCUUCCACGGUUCCUUCUCGUCCGUUGUCGGUCCCAAUGGUUCCGGAAAGUCCAACGUUAUCGAUUCUCUCCUGUUCGUUUUCGGUUUCCGCGCAAGCAAGAUGCGUCAGGGCAAGUUGUCCGCUUUGAUCCACAACUCUGCGCAGUACCCCAACCUGGACCACUGCGAGGUUUCUGUGCACUUCCGUGAAGUCAUGGACCAGCCUGGUGGCGGCCACGAAGUCAUUCCCGAUUCCGAUCUCAUCAUCUCCCGCAAGGCGUUCAAGAACAAUUCGAGCUCGUACUUCAUCAACGGCAAGACUUCAAACUUCACAACGGUGACGACCCUCCUCCGCGACCGCGGUAUUGAUCUCGACCACAAGCGUUUCCUCAUUCUGCAGGGUGAAGUCGAGUCCAUUGCCCAGAUGAAGCCUAAGGCUGCCAACGAACACGACGACGGUCUUCUCGAGUACUUGGAGGACAUCAUCGGCACCUCCAAGUACAAGACGCCAAUCGAAGAGGCUGCGGCCGAAGUCGAGAGUCUCAACGAAACGUGCAUGGAGAAGAGCGGUCGUGUUCAGCAUGUCGAAAAGGAGAAGAACAGCCUCGAAGACAAGAAGAACAAGGCUUUGGCAUACAUCAGGGACGAGAACGAACUCACUCUCAAGCAGUCUGCGCUCUACCAGCUGUACAUCGCCGAAUGCCACGAUAAUGUUGCAGUUACCGAGGAGGCCAUCAGUCAGACGCAGGCUCAGCUUGACGAGGAGCUCGAGAAGCACCACGGAAGCGAGAAAGUCAUCAAGGAACUGCAAAAGGCGCAUUCCCAAGUCAGCAAGGAGCACGAGGCCGAAUCUAAGAAGACGCAAGCUCUUGUCAAGGAGAUGGCCAAGUUUGAGCAAGAACGCGUCAAGUUUGACGAAAAGAAAAAGUUCCUCAACGACAAGCAAAAGAAGCUUGAGAAGACCAUCGCCAAUGCCGAGAAGUCUGCCACUGAAGCCGAGGAGACCAUCGUCGAGUGCGGUGAGGAGAUCGAGACCCGCGCCAAGGAGAUCGCCUCUCUGGAGAUCCGAAUCCAGGAAGAGGAGGCAGAGCUCGCGACCAUCCGUGAGGGUCUCAAGGGCAAGACUCAAAAGUUUUCCGACGAGAUUGCUGUCAAGCAAAAAUCUCUCGAGCCAUGGAAGGACAAGAUUAACCAAAAGCAGUCUGCCAUUGCCGUCGCUGAGAGCGAAAAGAGCAUUCUCGAGGAGAAGGCCAACGCGGGCGCAGUCGCCAUCGCCGAGACUGAGGCCAAGAUUGCCGCCAUUGAGGACCGCAGAGCAGCCAAGAUGGAGGAGCUCAAGGAAUGCCAGGCUGAGAAGGCCAAGUUGGAACAAGAGGCCAAGGAGGCCGAGCACGAGCUUACCCGCUUUGCUGCUCACGAGCCCAAGAUUCGUGCAAAGGUCUCCAAUGCCAGACAAAAGGCUGACGAAGCUCGCUCGAGUCUGUCUAAGACACAGACCCAGGGCAACGUCCUCACUGCCCUGAUGCGCAUGCGAGAGUCUGGUCGUAUUGACGGCUUCCACGGAAGACUUGGAAACCUCGGUGCGAUCGACGGUCAAUAUGACGUCGCUAUCUCGACUGCUUGCGGUUCCCUCGACAACUUCGUCACUGACACGGUCGAGGCUGGACAGCAGUGCAUUGAGUACCUCCGAAAGACCAACCUGGGUCGUGGCAACUUCAUGUGUCUGGACAAGCUGAGAGUACGAGACAUGAACCCCAUUCAGACCCCAGAGAACGCACCCCGCCUGUUCGACCUGGUCAACCCCAAGGAAGAGAGGUUCCGUCCGGCUUUCUACCAUGCCCUGCAAGACACACUAGUCGCCAAGGACCUCGCUCAAGCUAACAGAAUUGCCUACGGCGCCAAGAGAUGGCGUGUGGUCACUCUCGCUGGCGAGUUGAUUGACAAGUCCGGUACCAUGUCUGGUGGUGGUAACACUGUCAAGAAGGGUCUCAUGUCUUCCAAGCUCGCCUCCGAUACCACCAAGGAGCAGGUUGCCAAGCUUGAAGAGGAGCGUGAUGUCUAUGAGGAGAAGUACCAAGACUUCCAGGAGCAACAGAGAGAGCUCGAGAACAGGCUCCGUGACCUCAACGAGCAGAUCCCUGCACUCGACACCAAGAUGCAGAAGAUCAACCUUGAAAUCGAGAGCGCCGCCAGGAACCUCGCCGACGCCCAUCGUCGCAUCAAGGAACUGAGCAAGGAGCACCAGCCGUCCGCAGCCGAUGAUAAGCGCAUCGCUGCCCUUGGCAAGGAGAUUGCCAAGCUCAACAAGGAGGUCGAAAAGCUCCACGACGAGACAUCUGGCGUCGAGGAGGAGAUCAAGGCACUCCAGGACAAGAUCAUGCAGGUCGGUGGUGAGAAGCUUCGUAUCCAAAAGGCCAACGUCGACGCUUUGAAGGAGGAGAUGGCCUCUCAGAACGAGGAGACUUCCAACGCAGAGGUUCGCAAGGUCAAGGCAGAGAAGCAGAAGACGAAGCUGGAGAAGGAUCAUGCCAAGGCCACCAAGGAACUCGAUGUCGCCAGCCGUGAUCUUGAGAAGCUGGAGCACGAGAUUGAGAACCAGGGCGAGAAGGCGGAAACUCUCCAGGCGCAAGUCGAAGAGGCCGAGGAGGGUUUGUCAGCGAAGAAGGACGAGCUGUCAUCCAUCAAGGCCGAGCUCGACGAGAAAACUGCCGAACUCAAUACUACCCGUGCGGUGGAAAUUGAGAUGAAGAACAAGCUUGAGGAGAGUACCAAGGUUCUGCAGGAGAACCAGAAGAGGCUCAUGUACUGGAACGACAAGCUUGGAAAGCUCGUGCUGCAAAAUGUUGACGACCUUACCAACACCAACCCCUCUGGCAGACGUACCCCUGCACCCAAGCCCGCCCCCAAGACCGAGGGCGAAGAGGAUGAGAACGAGGAAGGUGACGACACAGUGGUACGGGCCGAGGCAGAUGAGACUCUGCAGUCAGCUGUGGCCGAUGAGGCCGCUGACGAAGAGGAAGGUGAAUCUGAGGAGCAGGCUAAGCAGCCAUCGGAGCUUCCUGUAUACACCCCUGACGAGCUGGCCGACAUGAGCAAGGACAAGCUCAAGGGAGAGAUCGCUGCCCUUGAGGAAAAGACCCAGAAUGUCAAUGUCGAUCUCGGUGUUCUUUCCGAGUACCGCCGCCGUGUCGACGAGCACGCGCAGCGAUCGUCCGACCUCCAGAACGCUGUCGGUCAGCGCGACGCCGCCAAGAAGCGCUGCGAUGAACUCCGCCGUCUGCGUCUCGAAGGCUUCAUGGAGGGCUUCAGCACCAUCUCGCUCCGCUUGAAGGAGAUGUACCAGAUGAUCACCAUGGGUGGUAACGCCGAGCUCGAACUCGUGGACUCUCUCGAUCCCUUCAGCGAAGGUAUCCUCUUCAGCGUCAUGCCCCCCAAGAAGUCAUGGAAGAACAUCAGCAACUUGUCUGGUGGAGAGAAGACGCUCAGCAGUUUGGCGCUCGUUUUUGCUCUGCACCACUACAAGCCGACGCCUUUGUACGUCAUGGACGAGAUUGACGCCGCGUUGGAUUUCAGAAACGUCUCCAUCGUCGCCAACUAUAUCAAGGAGCGCACCAAGAACGCCCAAUUCAUUGUCAUUUCGCUCCGAAACAACAUGUUUGAGUUGGCGGCCCGGUUGGUUGGUGUCUACAAGGUGAACCACAUGACGAAGAGUGUCACGAUUGAGAACCAGGAUUACAUUGUCAGGACAAGGCAGUUGCCACCUGGGAGUCAGGCGACGCAGCAGACUGCUGCGGCGAGAUGA